AUGAUGGGUCUCCUUGCCCGCACUGAGACUUGGAACUUCGAUAUUGACCGCUAUAUCAAUCGCGUCAUCCCUCCGUCGCCGCUGCAUCGGCUACCAAAUCCCGUAUCGAGGUUUCUAGGUUAUAGAAAAGAGCAGAAGCAAGAUGUAGGGAAUGUACUGGGUGCCAUUUGGUCGUGUGUGGGAGCGUUCUGUGGGCUCGCCAUCAUCGCAGCUGCAUUCAACAACACCGAAGCUAUCCAGGUGCACAGUCCCCCAGCUCUGAUCGCUUCAUUUGGUGCUUCAGCGGUCCUAGAGUACAACGCGAUCCGCUCGCCCCUCGGCCAACCGCGCAAUGCUCUUCUCGGCCAUACAGUCUCCGCGCUCGUCGGCGUCUCCAUCACCAAGUUGUUCCGCCUCCGCUCCGACUUCGAAAAAAUCAAAUGGAUUGCAGGUGCCAUAUCCUGCGGCAUCGCAUCCGCCGUCAUGCUCCUCACCGGUACCGUGCAUCCACCAGGCGGAGCAUCGGCGGUCCUCGCUGCUACGUCCCCGGAGAUUACGGAAAUGGGAUGGUAUUUUGUGGGGCUGGUUACGUGGGGAACGACACUCAUGCUGAUUGUUGGGCUUAUAAUCAACAAUAUUCAGAGGCAAUUUCCAGUGUACUGGUGGACACCGCUUGAUGUGAGGAGGACGAGGAGGAAGGAUGUUGAGGUUGGGCCGGAUGCGACGGGAGGCUUUAGAGAGAAGACGGUGGAUCUCGCGGAGCGGCAGGCAAUCAAUAUCUCCGCCUUGGGAGUAUCGCUGCCAGAGGACCUGGCGCUGGACCAGGAUGAGGCGGAGCUACUGGAAAGGCUGAGGGAACGUCUCAAGAAGAGGCAGGAUCGGGAGAUGGAUGAGGAGUCUUCGACAUCAAGUACCGAGUCAGGGUGGGAGCAGCAAUAUUGA
This is a messenger RNA of Trematosphaeria pertusa, 921 nucleotides long. RefSeq lists its product as uncharacterized. The transcript is spliced from 2 exons. Bases 1 to 921 code for a protein of 306 amino acids. The record is from RefSeq and is a predicted model, not a curated record. NCBI's taxonomy places the organism in Eukaryota, Fungi, Ascomycota, Dothideomycetes, Pleosporales, Trematosphaeriaceae.